CAGAUUGCCCAUUUUAUGCUAAAGCAGAAGUUCUGGCAGAUUAUUUACAAAAGAAUCUUCCUGAUUUUCAGAUAUUUAAAAUUACGCAACAUCCUCAUGUUUGGGAGGAGUGGCUGAAAGAUUUGUGUGAAAAGAAUAAAUGGAGUCACGAAGAUUCCCCCAUCAUUUGGAGAGAGCUGUUGGAUCGUGGAGGAAAGGGUUUGCUUUUGGGAGGAUAUAAUGAAUUCCUGGAGCAUGCCCAGCUUUACUAUGGUGUCACCUCUAGUAUGACGACUGAGCUGAUGAAAGUAAUUGCUCAAGAGAACCUGGGUUCACAUAUAGAAAAAGAACUAGAGAAAGAAGCUCUGAAAAGUCUCAUCGACCCUUUGCAGGUCUGGAUCACCAGUGCGUCGACUCCUGCCUGCUACAACUUAAUUCCCAUACUGACCAGCGGCGAAGUGUUUGGAGUGCACACGGAAAUUAGCAUAACUCUAUUUGACAACAAGCAGGCAGAAGAGCAUCUCAAAAUCCUUGCGAAGGAGACGUGGGACCUGGUGUCGCCCUUCCUCCGGAGCGUCUCGAUCUGCACUAGAGUGGAGGAGGCCUUCCGCCAGGCCCACGUGAUCAUCAUCCUGGACGACCCCACUGACCGGGAGGUGUACACGUUAGAAGACUGCCUCCGGAGCCGGGUCCCUCUGUGCAGGCUCUACGGAUACCUGAUCGAGAAAAACGCUCAUGACUCCGUCCGAGUUCUUGUAGGAGGGAAAACUUUCGUCAAUCUUAAAGCGGUGUUGCUUAUGAGAUAUGCCCCAAACAUCGCGCACAAUAUUAUCGCUGUGGCGCUGGGGGUGGAAGGAGAAGCCAAAGCUGCCCUAGCCAGAAAACUGAAAACAACCCCUUCCUGCAUCAAAGAUGUGAUAAUUUGGGGUAAUAUUAGUGGAAAUAGCUACGUUGAUCUGAGAAAAGCCAAGAUUUACAGAUAUGAGAGUGCUAUUUGGGGACCUCCUCACUUUUCACGCCCUGUUUUAAGCUUGAUUUUUGAUAGUGAGUGGGUAAACAAAGACUUUGUGGCAACUCUUAAACAGUUGACCACCACGGGAAAACAAUUUGGAGGCAUCUUAGCUGCACACAGUAUCGCCACUACGUUGAAAUACUGGUACCAUGGCUCACCACCUGAGGAGAUCGUGUCCUUAGGAGUACUGAGUGAAGGCCAGUUUGGUAUACCUGAAGGAAUUGUCUUUUCUAUGCCUGUGAAAUUUGAGAAUGGAACUUGGGUGGUUCUUACAGAUCUCGAAGAUAUUGAAAUAAGUGAACAAAUAAUGACCAGAAUGACAAAUGAUCUGAUUCAGGAGAAACUUGUUGCGCUGGGAGACUUGAUAAAUUUUCAGCCAUAUCAAUCAGAAAACGGCUCAGCCGAAACGGAUGAAAAGACCACCUUACCCACCACAGAUGACAACCAGGAAAAUCAAACAGUCUCAGAUGGCUCUGAAGGCAAAACUGUGGAACACUAGCAGAUCAAAUUAGACCAACUAUAAAAUUAUUUGGUAUUACAAUAAAUAUAAAAAAUCCAUACAUGUCUGUACUUAGGGAAGAAUAAUUUGAAAGAUUUACUUCAGUCUUAGAUAAUAUUAUGCUAGACAAAUUACAGUGACUGCACAGACACACAAACAUCAGAGUUCAACUAUUUUGUGUAACCACUCAUGGAUGUUUAUUAUUGCAUUUUCUCAUAAAUGGUUUGGUGUCACUUAAUAAUUUUUCAACUAAAAUAAAAUAGAUUUGUCAGUCAUGGCAUCCUUGCUCAUACAUCCUUCAGAGAGAACCUGCUUCCUCCGAGAGACAGUACCUAAGCCAUGGGCCGAGGUGGCCAGGUUUGCUCAGAUUUCCUUACCACGUUGGACUCAACUGAUUGGGCCAAAAGAAACACACCUCACUCAAGAAAAGCCGAUCAGAUAGUCUUUUGAUCUCUCAUAAAAAAAUUGAACUGAAAAAAAUGGACGAGUAAGUUGGUGUCUGAGUGAUGGUAAUGGUAGUGAACUAGAG
Messenger RNA from Rhinolophus ferrumequinum (greater horseshoe bat), 2019 nucleotides. RefSeq names its product malate dehydrogenase 1B (gene MDH1B). Gene Ontology annotation, biological process: tricarboxylic acid cycle; oxaloacetate metabolic process; malate metabolic process. The record is from RefSeq and is a predicted model, not a curated record. NCBI's taxonomy places the organism in Eukaryota, Metazoa, Chordata, Mammalia, Chiroptera, Rhinolophidae. Gene Ontology annotation, molecular function: L-malate dehydrogenase (NAD+) activity. The transcript is spliced from 10 exons. Bases 267 to 1490 code for a protein of 407 amino acids.